AUGGCCUCGAGCUGUCUCAAGUACGCGUCUGUGGACGAGUUCAUCGCAAAGUGCGUCCUCUCUCGCGACCCGCAUCAGCCUGAAUUCACGCAGGCUGUCCGUGAGGUGAUGACGUCACUGUGGCCGUUCCUGCAGAAGAAUCCCAAGUACGCUCAGGAUGGCCUGCUAGAGCGCAUUGUGGAGCCGGAGCGCGUGAUUCAGUUCCGCGUCCCUUGGAUGGAUGACAACGGCGUCACCCACGUCAACCGCGCCUUCCGGGUCCAGUUCAACUCGGCCAUCGGCCCCUACAAGGGAGGCAUGCGUUUUCACCCCUCCGUCAACCUCUCUAUCCUUAAGUUUCUUGGCUUCGAGCAGACCUUCAAGAACUCGCUCACGACGCUGCCCAUGGGUGGCGGCAAGGGUGGGGCCGACUUCGACCCCAAGGGCAAGAGCGACUGCGAGGUGAUGCGCUUCUGCCAGUCACUCGUGGCGGAGCUCUACCGGCACAUCGGCGCCGACACUGACGUGCCGGCUGGCGACAUCGGCGUCGGUGGUCGCGAGGUAGGCUACAUGAACGGCAUGUACUGGAAGCUGCGGAACACGAACGAGUGCACGUUUACCGGUAAGGGCCUCUCCUUCCAGGGCAGUGCGAUCCGCCCUGAGGCUACGGGGUACGGCCUCGUGUACUUCGCGCAGUCGAUGUUGAUGCAUGUCAAAGACUCUCUCGAGGGCAAGGUUGUCCUCGUGUCGGGCUCCGGCAACGUUGCGCAGUACGCGAUCGAGAAGUGCAUAGAGCUCGGAGCGAAGGUCGUCACAGCCUCCGACUCAAAGGGCUACGUACACGACCAGAGUGGCUUCAACAAGGAGAAGUUGGCGAAGCUGAAGGAGCUGAAGAACGUGCGCCGCGUGACGCUGGAGGAAUACGCGGAGGAGACGGGCGUCACGUACGUGCCAGGCAAGCGCCCGUGGUGUGUGAAGGCCGAUAUCGCCCUCCCGUGCGCCACGCAGAACGAGAUCGAGGCGGCCGAUGCCAAGACGAUGGUGGCGAACGGCGUGAAGCUGGUCGCGGAGGGUGCCAACAUGCCGGCAACGGAGGAGGCUACGGAGAUCUUCCAGAAGGAGGGUGUGCUGUUCGCCCCUGGCAAGGCCUCCAACGCCGGUGGCGUGGCCAUCUCCGGGCUUGAGAUGUCGCAGAACGCGGCGCGCCUGGCAUGGACAGCCGAGGAGGUCGACAGCCGCCUGCGCAGCAUCAUGUCCAGCAUCCAUGGCUCAUGCGUGCAGUACGGCGAAAAAGAUGGCAAGGUCAGCUACGUGGACGGCGCAAACAUUGCUGGCUUCGUGAAGGUGGCGGAUGCCAUGCUGGCUCUCGGCAUCGUCUAG
Molecule: messenger RNA, 1359 nt
Organism: Leishmania mexicana MHOM/GT/2001/U1103
Lineage: Eukaryota; Euglenozoa; Kinetoplastea; Trypanosomatida; Trypanosomatidae
Product: putative glutamate dehydrogenase
Exons: 1
Coding region: 1-1359 (452 amino acids)
Cellular component (GO): cytosol
Molecular function (GO): L-glutamate dehydrogenase (NADP+) activity
Source: RefSeq, a predicted model, not a curated record